This is a messenger RNA of Myxocyprinus asiaticus (Chinese sucker), 2447 nucleotides long. It is a transcript of the gene p4htma, whose product is annotated as prolyl 4-hydroxylase, transmembrane a. Bases 466 to 1902 code for a protein of 478 amino acids. Gene Ontology annotation, molecular function: L-ascorbic acid binding; procollagen-proline 4-dioxygenase activity; iron ion binding. Gene Ontology annotation, cellular component: endoplasmic reticulum. The record is from RefSeq and is a predicted model, not a curated record. Gene Ontology annotation, biological process: peptidyl-proline hydroxylation to 4-hydroxy-L-proline. The transcript has 9 exons. Lineage: Eukaryota; Metazoa; Chordata; Actinopteri; Cypriniformes; Catostomidae.
UCACGGUGUCUGUCGGGCGAAUGACGGAUGAUUAUAAGCGGUCUUGUUAUUUUUGCUCCUGUGCUUAUCGUUGUGACGCAUUAAUGAAUGAAUCGUGAGUUUUUUCGCGUCUUGUUGCUCUAAUCCUUCUGUUAGGUGUACGUUUUGUCUAAUUUAAUCACUCAGGAGAUUAUACGAGCUACAUUAGACAGCUGACAUUGCCCUCCUUGUUUUAUUCUAGCUUGAAGCAAAAUAUGAUUGACCUAAUUUUGAAUGCAUGACCAAUAUUUGCAUCUGAAUCGCCAUGUAGACCUUUAUUAGUGUGUAAACAUCAUCAGUGUGACAGUCCUCUAUGACGCCAGUGAGCUGCCAAACCAGGUAACCUCUGUUGGCUGCAAUCCUGGACUCAUUUUAAUGUUAUGUACAGAAAUAAGAGGUUAGAUUGGUAAAAUAAACGGUAGAGCAGUGAUCUAGCAGUAAUCUGAGAUGGAUGAGUAUCAGGAGAGUUUGUCGGAUCUCUUUCCCCCUCCACCACCUCAUCCAGGCGCCCGGGAGCGAAUCAACAUCCAGAAGAGCAGUGUCUGCUCCAGGGCUUACUUCAUGGUGGUGAUGGCCUUCUUCCACAUCUACAUAAUAAAUAUCAUAGCUUUGCUGCUUUAUGUGCACUACAACACUGGGUCUGGGGAGGCUUCUGGUGCAGAGCAUGAUGUCCCACUAGAGAAGAGUACUUCUGCCCCUAGAUCCAUACCUGAUGAACAUCAAACCCCAACACCAAACCUGAACCCUGAGCACUCUUUUCAUCUGCCACGCCUGGAGGGGAUUCGGGUUGGGCACGUACAAAAAGUUUCUCUUGUUCCUGACCGGACCCAUAACAUGCGCACUCUCAGCUUGAAACCACUGCUGUUCGAGAUCCCAGGAUUCCUGAGUGUGGAGGAGAGUAGUGUGGUGAUGCAGCUGGCCCAGCUCAAGGGGUUGACCCAUAGCUCUCUCCUCACGACCCCUGAGAGCCAAGAGGAACAACUCACUCAAGACGAGAUCUUCAGUUUGCUCGACCUCAACCAGGAUGGUCUACUGCAGAGGGAGGAGAUUUUGAGUCUUUCUCACUCAACUGAUGGAUCUUGGCUGAGCUCAUAUAACUUGCGGAAAAUCCAUUCCGGGCUUGAGACCAAUCCUUCUGGAGUUUUGUCUCUGCAGGAGUUCAAGCGUGUCAGUGGUGGAGUUUUGCAGUAUGGCAGAGCCGGGCAAGGCAUGGAUGGCCACACCAGGGUCAGGCAGAGGAGCACGCAUACACGACUUUACCUCGGAGAGGGCACACACCACCUGCUCAAGAGCAUCAAGAACAGAGUGACCCGUUUAACACGACUGCCAUCCUCAUUGGUUAAACUCAGUGAGCCGAUGGAAGUGGUCCGUUAUGAGCAGGGUGGGUACAGCCACGCCCACCAUGACAGCAGCCCGACCAACCCAAACAGCAGCUGCGCCCAUACACACUUGGCAGCAAAUAACUCUUCCUCCUACCAGGGUGCAUGCAGGUAUUUGACGGUGUUGCUGUAUCUGAACUCAGUGGAUGGAGGUGGAGAGACAAGCUUUCCUGUGGCUGACAACAGGACAUAUGAGGAGGAGGUCUUGGGUGAUCUCUCUCAGCAGUACUGUGAUAAAGGCAAUCUGAAGGUCAAACCUGCAGCUGGCACUGCUCUUCUGUGGUAUAACCACCUUUCAGAUGGCAACGGUUGGGUUGGGGAGCUGGAUGAAUUCUCUCUUCACGGUGACUGCUUGGUCACUCGAGGCUUUAAAUGGACGGGGAUUGUGUGGGUGAAUAUCGACCCCGACCAGCAACGUCAGGAACGCUAUCAGCGUCUGGUCUCAUGGCACCCAGAAGAGCAAAGCAAAAGAGCAGAGCAUAGUGACCUUCACCAAGACCUCUGAACCAGACCUCAAGUUAGACGUGAAACGUGUAUGUUCAUCUAGAAUCAGUUUCCCUUGGCAAAUCCUCAUGUCGAACAUUAUUUAGACAAGUUCAAAAGCUAAAGCUGGAUCAGUUAGAGAGACCCACUUGCACAAGCUGUACCUUUACAUAGUGGUCACCCCCUGCUUAUGUUACGUAUUAUUUAUUGUCCAUGACUGGGAAAUUGCUCUUUCAAUAAUAGCUAAAGUUGCGCUAAGUUUAACUGCUGGUACUGCACAAGUGUAUCAAGUUAUCCACUAUUUAUAAAGGAGUUUAUUUAUUAAGUGUGGCAUAUUUAUUGAAAAUUAUUAUUUAUUUGUCAUAUUGUUUAUUUAAUUAAUUAUUAAUAUACACCUCAUAUGUGGUGCAUAUAUAAAUAGAGUCACAUAAUGUGUGUGUUUAUCUCAGGUUUGGUUACGCACAGAUUGUCUUUUUCCAUUUUAAUGCACUAUUUCAAUCAAAGAAAUUGUCAAAUAUGUAAAAUGUUAAAUUAUUCAUACUGAGAAAUAAAUUCAUUCCUAUAGAA